AUGUCCGUUUCAGAAAAGAGAGACCAUGACGCCGUUAAUGGUGAAAAUGCCAAAAGAAUUCAUUUAGACGAUCGCCAGAAGGGAUUUGCUCCUAUUAAAGCAGAAUACAUCAUUGAGAAUACAAAGGCUGAAGAGAACUAUGAUGACGAGGCAGCAGAAGGUGGAGACAGAGAAAACGAUGACAGAUCAAAGAGGAGUAAAAAAGGAAGAGGUCAAAACAAGAAAAGAGACUUGAAGCAGCAAAAAGAAGAAAUCAGAUUGUGCUCGAGUUUGCUUGAUCCUAAUGACUCUAGAGAAUGUCCUGUUGGUGCAGACAAAUGCAAAAAUACUCACGACAUUGAAUACUAUCUCUCCACCAAGCCUGCCGAUAUUGAGGGAAAGUGUCCUGUUUUCGAAGCUAUCGGAUACUGUCCUGCGGGUUUGAAGUGUAGAUGGUUGAGUAGCCAUUACAAUAAGGAAACUAAAACGCUUUUGAAAGACUUGGCUAAAAUAGAGGAGGCGAAGCUUACCAACUAUGAGAUAAACAAAAUCGAGCCUGAGCAUAGAAUUCAAUUGCAAAAAAAUAAGUAUGAGUUCAAACAAGCUACUCCUUACAUCAAGUACUUGGAUUCCUUAGUCCAAAACGAUGCCAAUAUCGCAAAGAGGCAAGAAGACAUUAAGAACAACAUUUCUACGUAUGUUGAACCUCCUUUCGCUCCUGCUGAAAAGAAGAAGAUCAAUUUGAACAGAGCAAAAAUUGUCUCGCCAUUGACUACUGUGGGAAACUUGCCCUAUCGUCGUCUUAUGAAAACUUUGGGUGCUGACGUCACCUAUAGUGAAAUGGCUCUUGCGCUUCCAUUGCUCCAAGGAACAAAACCUGAAUGGGCCUUACCAAAGGCCCAUGCUUCUGAAUACCCUGGAUUUGGUAUUCAGCUUGCCACGAACCACCAUCAGCAGGCUAGUAAAGCUGCUGAAGCCAUCUCAAGAGAAGCGCCAAAUGUUUCUGAGUUAAACCUUAACUGUGGCUGUCCAAUCGACUUACUCUAUCGUCAAGGCCAAGGUUCUGCGCUUUUAGAUCAACCAUCUAAAAUGGUCCGUAUUUUGAAUGGCAUGAAUGCUUGUUCUGGUGACAUACCUGUGACACUCAAGAUUAGAACUGGAACCAAAGAUAACAAGAACACUGCAAUUCCUCUCAUCAACAGAAUGUUGGCGGAUACACAUGUUGCCGCUAUUACCUUACACGGCCGCUCCAGGCAGCAAAGAUACACGAGAGAAGCUGAUUGGAACUACAUUGCCGAAGUUGGAAAGACCGUGCAAGAGUGGAAUCACAAAAAAGAAGAAGACAAGGAUUCAUCUGAAACAAACCCUACGUGGUUUAUUGGUAAUGGUGACUGUUUCACCUAUGAACAAUGGCACAAUGCCGUUAAUACUGAAGGAAUUGACUCUGUGAUGGUUGCAAGAGGUGCUUUGAUCAAGCCUUGGAUAUUCGAAGAAGUUGAUGCAGAGCAAUAUUUGGAUAAGAGUGCUACAGAAAGACUUGAGUAUUUGCGUACUUUUGCAAACUUCGCUGUUGAGCACUGGGGCUCUGAUGAGUACGGUAUCGAAGUGGCAAGAAGAUACAUGUGUGAGUUUAUCAGUUUCACCCACAGAUAUAUCCCAGUCGGUAUACUUGAGCGACUUCCACCCAAGUUGAACGAAAGACCUCCAAAGUGGAAGGGAAGAAAUGAAUUGGAGACAUUGUUGGGAUCUACAGACUACAAGGACUGGAUUAAAAUUACAGAGAUGAUCCUCGGUAAAGCUUCCGCAAACUUUCUGUUCAUUCCAAAACAUAAAAGUAACUCGUUCGCGAAGAACUAA
Messenger RNA from Clavispora lusitaniae ATCC 42720, 1836 nucleotides. Its product is annotated as tRNA dihydrouridine synthase. Gene Ontology annotation, biological process: tRNA processing. Gene Ontology annotation, molecular function: RNA binding; tRNA dihydrouridine synthase activity; flavin adenine dinucleotide binding. The record is from RefSeq and is a predicted model, not a curated record. Lineage: Eukaryota; Fungi; Ascomycota; Pichiomycetes; Serinales; Metschnikowiaceae.